AUGCCUAAAAUCAGAAAGAGAACCACUAGAAGAGUGACUUUGAAAAAGAAGUAUAGCAUCCAGAAAUCAGCAAAGGACACUAAGAGAAAGAUAAAGAAGGAGGCUAAGAAGAUGUAAAAGAGAGGAAUUCUCCAUAAAAAUACCAAGAAGGAAGUUGUGAUUCCAAACUCAUACCCCUACAAGGAGGAACUAAUGAAUGAAGCAGAGAAAAAAAUGUAAGAAGAGAAGGAUAUUAAAGCACAUCAAAAGGCUCUAGAAAAGGCUAAUGCUUAAUUACCAAAGGGAGAAACUCAUUUCGCCUAAGUUAUUAAGGGAAAUGUUAAAAAACAAGAGGAAGAAAAGCUGCAAGAUGGACUCACACAUCAAGAGAUUGCUGAAGCUGAGAGAUUAAUAGACCCACAGGCCUCUAAAGUUAAUAAUGUAUACUAAUAUAAGAAGGGUUACGCAAAGGAAGUUAGGAAGCUAGUUGAGCAAAGUGAUAUUGUUAUUGAAAUGCUCGAUGCUAGAGAUCCAGAGGGUUCCAGAAAUCAUGAUUUAGAAAAGGAGUGUCAGGAACUAAACAAGAAAGUCGUGUUAGUAAUAAAUAAAAUAGAUUUGGUUUCUGAUUAAAAUGCUUAAUAAUGGUAAAAGAAAUUGAGCAAGAGUCAUGAGUGCAUCUUGUUUAAAGCUCCCAAAAAGAGGUAAUCUUAAGAUGAAGAUGAGGAAAUGAAGGAUGAGGAAUAAGAGGAUGAAAUUAUUGGAUUAGCAGAUAUCAUUAAAAUUUUAAAGACUCAUUCAAAGAAAGUUUGCGUCAAAGAAAAGCUAAAAGACUAUAUUUUAGUCGGAGUGAUAGGAUAGCCAAACACUGGUAAAUCUACUCUUAUCAGAGUAUUGAGAAAAGAGAGAGCACCUGAUGCUCUCAAGGAUGGGCAAAAGCCUAACCCUAAGGAAAUUCGUUUACACAAAAAUAUCGCUAUCUUGUCAACCAAAGGUCUUGUUUUCCCAGACCCAGAACAAUAUGAGAAAUAUAUUCUAAGACAAGCAAUAAAAAUUGAAGAGAUCAAAGAUCCCAUUCAGCCAAUCCAACAUCUCAUAAAUAAAGUUGAAAAGCAAGAACUGCUAAGGCAUUUUAGAAUUGCAGACUUUAAGGAUGUUAAUGAACUCUUGGGCCAUAUUGCUAAAAAGAAGGGUCAUCUUUAAGCUGGAGGUAAAGCUAAUAUGGAUCAAGCUGCAAGAGCUAUCAUCAGGGAAUUCCUUCAUGGCAAAAUAAAGUACUCUUCAAACCCUAAACAAUGA
Molecule: messenger RNA, 1275 nt
Organism: Stylonychia lemnae
Lineage: Eukaryota; Ciliophora; Spirotrichea; Sporadotrichida; Oxytrichidae
Source: the annotation of a GenBank genome assembly